This is a messenger RNA of Paraphaeosphaeria sporulosa, 949 nucleotides long. Its product is annotated as zf-PARP-domain-containing protein. Gene Ontology annotation, molecular function: DNA binding; zinc ion binding. The record is from RefSeq and is a predicted model, not a curated record. The coding region runs from base 104 to 886 and encodes 260 amino acids. Lineage: Eukaryota; Fungi; Ascomycota; Dothideomycetes; Pleosporales; Didymosphaeriaceae. The transcript has 6 exons.
AUCGCUCGCGUCACUACCUACAUCCUGUCCACUCUCUCCCGUGACGCGCAUCAACUCCGCCAGUCCUCUUUAGACACGCAGCGCACCAGACGCGCUUCUGAACAUGCCAUACCGCGUGGAGGAAUCCAAGAAUGCCCGGGCUGGUUGCAAGAAUACCGAGUGCAAGAAAGAAGGUGUGAAGAUUGGGAAGGGUGAGCUCCGCUUUGCGACACAGGUCACCAUCCAGGAGCACACAAGCUGGGCAUACAAGCAUUGGGGCUGCGUGACGCCGGCACAGGUCGCCCACCUUAUCGAGGAGAGCGGAGGCGAUACGGACAUGGUCGAUGGCUACGAUGAGCUUCCUGCAGAACUGCAAGAGAAGGUUGACUUCGCCCUGAAAAACGGGCACGUGCCCGAUGAGGAUUGGAAAGGCGAUAUCGAGUGCAACCGACCUGGUCAAAAGGGCUUCCGUCUCACCGCAGCUCAGAAGAAGAAGCUUGGGAAAGGCGUUGAGGACGACGAAGAAGCUCCCGAGCCCAAGGCAAAACGAGGUCGUGCCAAGAAGGAGGACGAUGAUGAGGAAGGCCCUGCUCCCAAGAAAGCGCGCGGCAAGGGCAAGAAGGCCGCUAAGCAAGAGGAGAAUGAGGAGGAGGCUGCUGAGGAAGUCGAGGCACCCAAGCCCAAGCGUGGCAAGAAAGCAGCCCUGAAGGACGUGGAAGAGCCUGAGCCUUCCAAGGCCAAGCGUAGUCGGAAGGCAGCGCCCAAGCAGGAUGUCAAAGAAGACGACUCUGCCGAGGAGCCAGAGCCGCCCAAGGCCAAGCGGGGCAAGAAGGCUGCAGCCGACAAGGCCGCCCCGCAGAAGAGAAGUGGUAGGAAGAAGGCCGCCGUCAACUAUGAAGAGGAGUAAUUGUUUCGGCUAGACCCGAGAUUUAAGUGCUUGUUAGCAUGGCACCAUACAGGUUCAUAUAAG